Messenger RNA from Postia placenta MAD-698-R-SB12, 2712 nucleotides. RefSeq lists its product as hypothetical. The record is from RefSeq and is a predicted model, not a curated record. The transcript is spliced from 6 exons. The coding region runs from base 1 to 2601 and encodes 866 amino acids. NCBI's taxonomy places the organism in Eukaryota, Fungi, Basidiomycota, Agaricomycetes, Polyporales, Adustoporiaceae.
AUGUCGGUUGCGCUCGCACUGCUUCUUGGAACUGUACGCUACUUCAUUCUUGAUCAUACAGACCCGCUCCAUUGCGAUGCAUUGUUAACGGAGGGGCAAUGGCUCGACGAUAGGUUUAAGAACUGGCAACCUGAAGGUUGUAUGAUGCACACGUACCAACAGGGAGACGUUUCGAGAUGUUUGGGUGCACGCCGUAUCGUCUUUAUCGGCGACUCUAUUACCCGCCAGUUAUUCUUUCAAUUUGCGCACAUCGUAGACCCUAGUCUACCCACUGCCCCGCCAGACGACGGGAGCAAACACACCGACCACGUCUAUACUUCCCCUACCGGGCUGCAACUCUCAUUCUUCUGGGACCCAUACCUAAAUACCUCGCAUGCGCAGUCGUACAUCAACUCAUCGCCAACCCCAAGCUCGAGUUUGAACUUUGGCCCAGGUAUGAGUGAGGACACCGACCCCGAUCGUCCCGCUCUCCUCGUGCUUGGCUCCGGCCUAUGGUACCUCCGCUACGCAGAGGCAGGCUCAGGUGGUCUUUCAGCAUGGGAAGCCAAGAUGGCCUCCACACUGGAAGCGCUCUCCCGUGCGCACCCCCGCCCUGCAGACGACGUCGUACUGCUUCCCAUCGAGGACAUAGUCGUCUCCAAGCUCAACCACGAACGCGCCGCUUCGAUGCGUGCACCAGACGUCGACGCCAUGAACUCAGACCUCAUGCACCGGAUCAACCCACCUGCGCUCUCGGACCCGUACUCGUUCCUCCCAGGCACGAGCCGAGGCGCGGGCACGCGAUUGCCGGUAUCGCUGCCACUGGUGUUCAAUAAGAUGCUCGAUCCAUCGCAGACGGAGGAUGGGCUGCACUUCGCCGACCCUAUCGUUGCGGCGCAAGCGCAUAUCCUGCUCAACCUGCGCUGCAAUGACGCGCUCCCAAAGACGUUCCCGAUGGACAAGACGUGCUGCCGGCGGUAUCCCCUGCCGUCUCCGCUGCAUUCAAUUGUGCUUGCCGCUGCUAUUUUUUGGGGCCCUGUCUGUGUCGCUUUAUCUAGUCGCCUAGGCUCGCGCCCACCAGGACAACAGUUAGUCGGGGAGAGCGAAAUGCCUGCCGUUGUCGUCAGUGCCGCCUCUGCCUUGAUAUAUAUCGCAGAUCGAACGGGCUUCUGGCUGAAGGAGCAGAAGCAGUUCAGCCCAUGGACGUUCUCGUUCCUUUCCUUGCUUAGUCUGACGGUGGGAUUAGUCACUGUCAGGCGAGGGGACAAGGACCUUGGGUUCCUAAACCGUGAGCAGACAGACGAAUGGAAGGGCUGGAUGCAAAUCGCUAUCCUCAUCUACCAUUAUACAGGAGCAUCUAAGAUUUCUGGGAUCUACAAUCCCAUACGUAUUCUGGUCGCUUCCUACCUCUUCAUGACUGGAUACGGCCACACCACAUUUUAUGUCAAGAAAGCGGACUUUGGGUUCACACGAAUCGCACAAGUCAUGAUCCGCCUUAAUCUCCUCACGCUGCUACUCGCAUAUACCAUGAACACCGACUACCUCUCAUACUAUUUCGCCCCGCUGGUAUCAUGGUGGUUCCUCGUCAUCUAUGGCACCAUGCUCGUUGGGUCUCGGUUCAACGAUCGCACCGUCUUCUUAGUCUGCAAGAUCUUCCUUUCUAUGGGCGUUGUGACGUGGUUCAUGAGCGAGCAAUGGUUGCUCGAUACUAUCUUCGAGUUCUUGAAGCGGACGUGUGGCAUACACUGGUCUGCGCGAGAAUGGGCCUUCCGGGUCAACCUGGAUCUGUGGAUCGUAUACAUCGGAAUGUUCACGGCACUCGCAGUUAUGAAAAUCCGUGAACAUCGUCUGACAGACCACCCGCAAUGGCCGCUGAUCGUCAAGGCGUCCGCUGGUGCCUCCGGCAUCGUGCUACUGUGGUUCUUCGCCUUCGAGCUAUAUCAGCCCGACAAGUUUGCGUACAACCUCUGGCACCCAUACAUCUCCUUCCUCCCCAUCGCGGCGUUCGUUGUGCUGCGCAAUGCGAACGUCAUCCUACGCUCCGCGUCCUCGCGUAUGUUCGCCUUCAUCGGAACUUGCUCGCUGGAGACAUUCAUCAUCCAGUAUCACUUCUGGCUUGCGGGCGAUACCAAGGGCAUCCUGCUCGUCAUUCCUGGCACUCGAUGGCGUCCGGUGAACCUCAUCCUCACCACCGUCAUGUUCAUUUACUUGUCCCACCAUGUUGCCCAGGCUACCGGGGAGAUAACGAACUGGGUAUGCGGCUCGUCGAAAUCGCAGACGCUACCAACGACCGCGCCAGACGCCCAGUCAUCCUCUGGUCGGCGCGCCCACUCGGUUAUACCGAUGAACGAGCCUGAAGUCAUCUUCCUUGCAUCGCAGGAUGAUGAGUCGAGAAAGGACGACGGCGAUGAUCUCCCGCCGAUGCCAGAUACACCAGCACGCCCGCAGCACAGGUGGCUUGAUAGGCUCGCGGAAGGCACGACUGCCUCUCAACCUUCGUCGCCGGGUUUCAGAGUCUGGUAUGGCGAGACUGAGUGGAAGCCUGGCGCAAAGACAAAACUCAUUAUUGCUAUGAUUGUCAUGUGGUUGCUCAACAUCAUGUGGCCAUACCCAUCGUCGUAGCCCAAAUGGACAGAUCUCUAUGCAUUGCAGGCACUCACUACACAUACAUAUUGGUGUAAGGUACUCUAUCAUACACGGAAUCAUAAUAUCUCCCACAGCUGGAUGAUGCCG